CCCGCCAUGGCCAAGCAAUACGACGUGCUCUUUCGCCUGCUGCUCAUCGGGGACUCCGGCGUGGGCAAGACCUGCUUGUUGUGCCGCUUCACGGACAACGAGUUCCACUCUUCGCACAUCUCUACCAUCGGUAGUCCUUGACUCUUGAAAGAGUACGGAGAAGAGCAACAAAGAUGAUUAGGGGACUGGAGGCUAAAACAUAUAAGGAACGGUUUCUGGAAUUGGGAGUUGAUUUUAAAAUGAAGACUAUAGAAGUAGAUGGAAUUAAGGUCCGAAUCCAGAUCUGGGACACUGCAGGCCAGGAACGAUACCAAACAAUCACUAAACAGUACUACAGACGUGCCCAGGGGAUAUUUUUGGUUUACGACAUUAGCAGUGAGCGCUCAUAUCAGCACAUAAUGAAAUGGGCCAGCGAUGUGGACGAAUAUGCUCCAGAUGGUGUCCAGAAGAUCCUUAUUGGGAAUAAAGCAGAUGAAGAGCAGAAGAGGCAGGUGGGCCGAGAGCAAGGCCUCCAGCUAGCUAAGGAAUAUGGCAUGGAUUUCUAUGAAACAAGUGCCUGUACCAACUUGAACAUCAAAGAGUCUUUCACCCGUCUGACAGAGCUGGUCCUGCAGGCCCACAAGAAGGAACUGGAAGGACUCCGCACUUACGCAGCUGAUGAACUGAAUGUGGUCGAGCUGGAAGAAGAAGCAAGCAAGCCGGAGGGCUCAGAGCAUUCUCCCAAAACCUGCUGGUGUUGAAAGCCUCCCAGCAUCCUUUUUUCCCCACACCCCCAGUGCAGGUAGAAAAGUUGCCACUUAGAGAGGGCUGACUCGCUGUACUCUAUCCCUCUUGUCUUUGGUUGCCUGUUUGCCCGCCAUCUGCCCUGUGGGAUCCUCUUUGCAUUUCCUGGUGUUUUUCCUUGAUUGGUAGUUUCUGUUGCCCUCAAACUCCCUGGAUCCAAAUACCUUCAGAUGGCUCACAAUAUGCAGAACAUGACCCUGCUGUCUUCAUGGGAGAGCUGUGGUUACCAGUCAUGGCUGAGGCUUGUCCAAUAAUUCAUUUGACUCCAGAUUCUCUGAAGCCUUGCCUAUUUCUGUGAGGUAGCCUGCUUGGGGCUAGGCCUGCUCCCUAAGAGUGGGAGAAGGAGUUUCUCUGUCCCAUUCACUGUCCUCCAGCCAUAUCCUCUAUAGCAGGCCUGUAGAUGGCUCUUUUCUUCCAUGUGCUUUGCCAUCCCGUUUCUGGAUUGUCCAAAUGCUUGUGCAGCAUUGCAUUUGGGGCUUUCCAGCUGCUUUAGGUGCAGCUUUCCUAUUUCUGAUACUGGGUUCCCUGAAAUUCAUCUCAGCAAAAAAAAAAAGAAAAGACCUCUUGUUCUGCUAAGCUGCAGCACUGGGAUCAGGAGAGAAUCUGUCCCUAAACAAAAAGGAUCAUAUGGGUAAAUUUGCACCUUUAGCUUUUAACAACGUUUGCCUCUUCCCAGGGCUAGAUUUUCAUUCUAGACUACAUUAGAGCUCUCUGUUAAAGGGCAAUCAGGAAGACCCUUUCCUGUGAUUAACUCCAAAACUUAUAGGAAGCUUUCGAUUCUGUGUAUUUUUGGAGGACCUCAGUCAAUCAGGUAUCUACUUAAGUUAAUCCCUCUCGACCAGCGGAAGCAGAAAUUCCGCUCUCUGUGGCCUGUGUCCAGGUCUGGCUUUGAUUGUCUCCUUUGAAUGAUUUCCCCACAACCUGCUGGAGCUCUGAUCAAGGAACAGGGUCUGUAAUCUGCACAUCAAAACUUUUAUCAUUUCUUGCUUUCAAGGUCUAACUUGUAAGAAGCUUGCUCUAAACCUAUUUAUGUCCUCUCUUUAGAAUUUUCUCUGCAAGCUCCUGAAAUUUAGUCUAAUACAUUCAGAGGGCAGGGAGACUUUUGCCAUGUGCCACUAACAUGCUAAGUUACAACAGACUAAAACCAGCCCCUCUGCAUGUUGCACCAGCAUUGCCCUCUUGUCUUGGCAUUUAUUUGCUUGGGGGGAAGCCUAACACAUUCAGUGGCAUGCCUGGUACUAUAUAAGCCGCCUGUUCCAGGGUAGCAGUUCCUUGUGUGCCAAAACCAUGGAGCUGCUAAGAUACCUCUCUUAUAUAUGUACUAGAAAUGGACCAUAGCUGAUAUUCCACAAAGAGCAGGUGUUUACUGGAGGCUUUGGGUGAUGUGAAAUGAUAGUUCGAGAGUCCUUCUUUACUUGGCCUUUAGCAUAUGACUUUAACCAAAGCCGUUCGGUCCAUUCCAAAUAGAUAUUGUGGUAGUUCCUGCUAGAUAAACGGUCCCUUUCUAACAAAAGCUAUAUUCCUUUGCUCUUUUCCUUCUUCUGUAUAUUGGAAUUGACUAUCUUGCUCUAGCAAGGAAAGGGGGAAGCUGCAUCAAGUAGUGAAAGACGGGAACAGUGAGAAUGCCAUAGUGUGGAAAUAAUACUGGUUGACAUGAUGUAAGUCAAGAACAAGGAACCGGGGUCUUGUGGAGGUUACUGAACAAGAGUUUUAAGCUUCCCUGUUUAUGCCAUCUGAGAUUACUGGGACAGUUCAGUUCCUGGAGGGUCAUAAAUCCCCCUCUCCAAUCUCCCUGAAAAGUAGAGGGUCUUAAAGCUCUGAAAAAGCUCUCACCAGUGUUAUUUGCAAAUAGCUAGUUUGACCUCUUUCUUUGGGUUGGAUGGAUUUGAACGGGUAUCAAGCCAUUACAAUAAGUGGAAACACUGAUAUUCUACCCAACGGUGCCUGUUACUGGCAGAAGGACUCUUGUGCUACAGAUUGCUGAGGGAGGCUACAAGAUUAAUAGUUGCUGGUUUCACAGGGGAACUACUUCUUGCCAGAACUAGUUUGAUACUUGAGAAAUUGUAGACACAGACAUAUACAUAGCUAUUAAUUUAUUGUAGCUUUAUUAGGACCCAAAGUAUAUUGUAAAGGUCAGGUUAUAGUGAAUAGGGUCUGAGAAUCUAGAAGUCUGUCAUGGCAGAGGAAAAAGGAAAAGACUGAAGAAAAUGGGACAGACUGAAGAAAAAGCAUUUAUUAUUAUUAUUUUAAUGUAUCUUUUUCAAAGCCCAAACGAAUUGGACUACUUCUUUGGAGCAUUAUUUGUUCUUAGUUGCUUUUGUCUAUAUAAUGAGUUUGAAAAGUUAAAUGAAGGCUGAAGGCCAGUUCAUACGUGCUCGCUGCCCAAGGCCUGAUGACUAUCCUUCCCCCGCCCAAUUCUUCCCUGCCUUGAUGGUGAACAGGUUUAUCCUUGGUGAGUACAAUUGGCAGUUUUUAAAGACUGCUUCUAAAUCUCUACUAUGGGAAGGUUAUGUGGGAUGACACGCCCAGUAUAGUUUGAGAUAGGAAUUAAAGCAAAGCAAAAAUCAGAUAGUGUCUACCUAGCUGACUACUAAAAUAUGUAAAGCAGUUCCCGGUUCUUUAAAACUUGCAAUUCGUUAAUUUCAAGAAGGCCUGCCUAAAAUUACAAAGGAGAGCUAUGUAACUGAAGGGAUUGGGCAGCACUUCAAGUUGCCAAAGCUUUGAAGACCCAUGUUCUUCAAGCUCACAUAGAAAUAAGAGCAUUGGUCCUUGGGGAGAUCCGUGGAAUGGCCCCAGUAGCCUUUUCUGCCUGUUGCAAUUUAGCAGCAUGGUGAUCUGCUUGCUCUAUUUAGGAACUGAGAGCACAGCUGCUGCUGCUGCUGCUAUCAAUGCACAUAAUUGACCCCACAUUAAAUUCUGUAUGUUCUGAAAGUGAGACAAGAGAAAGGAGCGCAUGAAGCUUUUUGCCCAUUGAUGGAAGUAGGUGGGUUCUCACUAUCUAAAGUUCACCAAUUUCACCUAACUGUUGGUGAAAUUUCUAGUUUGCAACCCUGAGCAAACUGAGUCAUGUUUUUAGCAUCUGGACAGUUGUAGGUAACCAGAUGUCGCUUGAUGGGAAUACAAAGCCCAUCAAUCCUAGCCAGACUGGUUGCCAAUCCCUGAUUUGGAAAACUGCAAUCUGAGUUGUUGACAACUUAUUGAAAGCAAACAUAACCCACUCAAUAUGAAUUGGGGGGGGGGCUAAUUAGAAUGAAAGUGGAUUUCAGACCAGUACCUGGGAAGGGAAAUGGGCUGGUUUCUGAAAAAGGUAACACUAUCCAGUAUUGUGAGGCUCCUUCUGUCCUGCAAGUCAUGGGCCAUAGGAACCUUUCUGCCUAUAGCAGAGAGAGUUGCACAUAAUUUGUCGUGGGAUCCAGCCAAAUGUACAACUUUCUGAAUCCUCUGCUGUGUCUGUAUUUUGUGAACUUGGCACUCUGACUGGGUUUCCUUGUAUAACCUGUCAUUGUAAUUCAUUACUUUAAACAACAAAUUAACAAAACAUUUACAAAUAAAGAUCCUUAAAGUAUUUGGUGGCUCUCAU
Crotalus tigris (Tiger rattlesnake) is the source of this 4363-nucleotide messenger RNA. It is a transcript of the gene RAB15, whose product is annotated as RAB15, member RAS oncogene family. The record is from RefSeq and is a predicted model, not a curated record. Gene Ontology annotation, biological process: Rab protein signal transduction. The transcript has 8 exons. Gene Ontology annotation, molecular function: GTP binding; GTPase activity. Bases 174 to 740 code for a protein of 188 amino acids. Lineage: Eukaryota; Metazoa; Chordata; Lepidosauria; Squamata; Viperidae.